Phaethon lepturus (White-tailed tropicbird) is the source of this 705-nucleotide messenger RNA. RefSeq names its product mitochondrial ribosomal protein L48 (gene MRPL48). The record is from RefSeq and is a predicted model, not a curated record. Gene Ontology annotation, cellular component: mitochondrial ribosome. Lineage: Eukaryota; Metazoa; Chordata; Aves; Phaethontiformes; Phaethontidae. The transcript has 8 exons. The coding region runs from base 1 to 705 and encodes 234 amino acids.
AUGACUUUAAACUGGAAGAGGUGCUGGUGGAAACUCACCGAGUAUCUGCCGUACUGUUUGCGUUGUGACCGUGGUGGCUCAUUGCAGGUGCUGUGCUUGAAGAAGGGAACGUUGCUAAAACAGGUGUUUGCACUGAGCAGAGCAGCAACACCCAGAGAAAACUGUCUGUGUGCUGCAGGUGAUGUGCUCGUGAGUUGCCACAGACACUACAAAUCCCGUCCUACGCAUGGUAUUGGGAGGUUUAAAUAUCUGCUCCCAAAGGAGACUCCAAAGAAGAAAAAGGAUAAAGUACAGAUGAAAGAGAUAAAUGUUGGGACCGAAUAUGAGUAUGGAGAUGUCAACAUCCAGAUGACUUCCUAUGAUAUGUGUCUCGUGGAGCAUUUUGCUCAGUAUGUGCAUAAACUCUGCAACCGACUGUCUAUUAGAGUGAAUGAAAGCUACGCGAUGCCCACCAAAACCAAUGAAGUGCUGUUCUUGGAAGAGCAGGGUUCUAAAAUGCAGCUGGAUGCGGUCCUUACUACCCAUCAGAGGGUUGUCCAGAUCAGCGGUUUGAGUUCAACAUUUGCUCCGAUACUCCUGGAAAUUAUUCAGAGUAAUCAGCCCGAAGGGGUCCAUUUGUUAGUGAAAGAGCACUCAGAAGCUGACUUCAAGAGCCGAUUAAAGUCUCGACCAGAACUUGAAGAGCUGCUAGCGCAGUUGAACUGA